AUGGCCGACGGCACACAACCCAGUGCCCCCACCACGGCCAACGGUCACCACCCCAGCAUCUCCGUUACAGCUACCACGACGACCGACCCCGCAAUCCUAGAACAAGUCGUUAAUCAUGUUUUUUUACCCCCCAAACUGCCUUCUGCCGCGCCAGAUGACGAUACCGAACGAAGCGUUAAUUUGUUGAUGCUGGAUGAGACGGACGCGGCCGCGAGGGCCUUUAGGAUGUUUUUACCGCACGAGCAGAGAAAGCCGUGGACACAGAUUUGUAGGAUGUUGCUUUGGAUGAAACAGGCUGCGAAGGCACCGCUUGAGGCGACGAAGCUGUCGGAAACUUUGAAGUCGAUGCUGCCGGGAGAUGUAUUGGCUCUACAUGUUCGCGCUCAGAACGCGGCGAUUAUUAUUCGAAUGGAGCAAGAAGCGACUGUAUUCGAGGUCUUUGAGGUUUCGCCCCUCGCUUCGGAGGUCAUAGCGGCGAAGGGCAAGCUUAUUCGAGCGUUCCCUGGUCCGACUGUUGAGGUUCCGACGACAACAGUAUCCAGUCAGGAAUUUCGAGACGAGUUCUCUUCCUUCAUCGCUCAGAUGGACAUAGACAUUUUGGAUGAGGUCGUGAAGAGGACAAGGACGAAAACUGGAAUAAGGGAGGAGAAGGAGACGGCAGAUCCUAAGUAUAUUUCCGAGCUGUUGAUCGGCAUCCUGCGCGGAAUGGGUAAAAUCGCCGACGUUCGUCGUGUCGUCAAACGCAUCGCAGACGACUCUGUGUUCAAAAGCUCCGGGAAGCCAUGGCGCAGAUCGAACAUGUGGCUCAUCCUCCGUGUAGCUAUCCAGACGACUCUCGACGAUGUGCACGCAUAUAAAUCCUUCAUGCUCUUUCUCCACGCGAAACUCCUCAACACAUCUCGCGAAGCAAAGUUCAACAGUGACCUACUCUUCGCUAUGCGGGCGAAGAUGAGCCGACGAUUAUUCAAGCUCGGAACGCAUGCUCCCAAUUUCGUCGUCAAGGAGGUAAAGGAGUCUGGCGAGGCGACUGAGGUUUUGCUUCAGAAACGGUGGACGACUGUUCAGGAGAAGGCGGCAGAGUCGGCCCCUUGGCAGCCCGAAGACCUUCAGUUACUGGCCAAUACAGCGAUCACACUCCCCAACUCCCGUUCCUACAUCUCCGGCGCUCUACAUCCUCCAACGGGCCAUAACAAGUCGAACGUUUUCAAUCCGAACCACCACCCGCGCCUCAACUCGGUCACCAAGUUCGAAAAAUUCGCAAAGGAUAAUAACGUGCUGACGCACGCCGUAGCGAAGGAGAAAUACGUCGCGCUCGGCGAUUUCGAACAAGCUGUCGCAGAGAAUCUAGACGAGUGGGUCCGCAGCAAGAUUACGGACGAUGAGGCGUCCGAUGUGGCGUGUAACGUCGUGUCCUCGUGCUUGACCCAGUACUACAGGGCCGCUUCGACACUAUACGAGAAGGACGCGGAGGAGCAGUCCGUCAUGUUGUUGACUGUUAUGGAGCUGUGGGUGGCGCUGGACAAGCUCGCGACGGCUGCGUGUCCGUUGUUGGAACAAUAUUCUCCUGAGAUCCCGGCCAAUUUUCUCGAUCCGCUUCUUUUGCGACAGGCGCAGGCUAUCGAGCGCGCGAAUAACGUCGAGAGGUACCUCCGCGGACGCCACGACCUCAUUGUACAAGACACACCGGUCUUCUCUGACGCGAUCGACUCCUCGUCGUUCGCCUACAAAUACUUCGAGGAGUCCGCGCGAAUGAAGGCGACAAAGAAGACCAUCGAGGAGGUCGCCCAAAGGCGGAAAGCGGAGAAAGGAGCCGAGCUCGACCGUCUGAACGCGGAGUAUGCUUCACUCAUGGCGCAAGCCGACACCGUUGGCCACAAGACGUUCGAGAACGACGACGGGCUCCGGAUCCACGUCAAGCGCGGCUGCAGGAAAUGUGACCUCGAAAAUAAAGCGAGCGCGUUGAAGAUCAAGGUGUACGAGUGGCCGCUCCCGGAGGACGAGGAGCGGGUGCGUCGAAUCGUGUUCGAAUUGCAGGUCCCGCCUGCGUUUGCGUUUUGGAGAGACGUGACUUACAAGAUCCUCGUCGAUAUCGGGGCGAAGGAGCCAAGGGAUAAGAGUACGGCGCAGGUGGUGAUUUCGGAUUACGAGGGACUGAUGGAUUGGGUCGUUCAUCCGCAUGCACCGAGGGUGACGCUGGGUUCGCCGGUGAAGUCGUAUACAAUGUCGGUUGAAGCGGAGAAGAAGAUUCCUGCAGACGAGGCGAGCGUCAUUGUCAACAAUGGGCUCAAGUUUCAGCUGUUCGAUACCCUCGGCAAGUCGUGGGCUUCUCAUCCUAUCGACACUCCGGAUAUCAGGAGAUUAUGCACACUUUCGAUUCCCGAGACGAGUCCGUACGCGUACCUCCAAUACAGCGUCGAGAACACCACACAUCAGCACAACCACGUCAUCGCGACUCAGCACCUGUGUCCGAAGGCUUUGGAUCUCCACGAGCACCACGCGUUUGCUUCAUUGCGAUGUGGAUCUCUACUUCAGUGGAUGAAUAUACUCCGCGAGAUCGCGUCUAACGCGCUCACGUUCAAUCGGGAAGAAGUUCAUACGCUGAUUACGCAGGCUGCGUGGCAGAUUGGGGCCUUUUCGAAGACGGAUAAUCGGAGGGAGUGGCAUGUGGAUCUUGGGAGGAAGGAGUUUGGGAAGGUUUUGCUUGAGCAGUUACGGAAGCUGUUGCAACGGGUGAGGUCGAAUUGGCUCGAGGGUGUUACUGUUAGGACUAUCGCGCUCCUUGUCUCGCGUCUCCUCGCCACCGCCACUCAAGGCGAGAUUCUCGAAGGGUCGUAUGCUCUUCUCCGCGAAGUACGAGGAGUAGCCCUCCAAUGGACUCGAGAGCUUGCCGAAAAGCUCCAGGGAAGCCACGAGGAAGAUCAAGUCGCUCAGUACCAGGUUCGAGUCUGCGAGAUGGCGGCAACUUGUCGUGCGACGUACGACGUCGACCCGCAGCACGUCAGCGAGGUCUGCCAUACUCCCGAAGACAUCGCCGUUCUCGUCGAAUGCGCCAUCACUGUACACAACAACACGCCAGCUUCGUUCAGCACGGCUCCCACGGAGCUCAAGAAACUACUCGCUCGGGAUCGACGUCUCGCGCAUCGUCUCGAAUCACACCUCGCUCAAAGUAUUGAGGCGGAUCGGACUGGACUCGAUAAGGCUAUUCAAGCGCUAUGGGCGAGUUAUCUCCCUGGUGCGGCGUCUUGGAAGGCGGUCGAGGGGAGUCCACGUUGGUGGAGGACAAGGACGGAUCUGCAGAACGGUCAGAGUGCUCAGCGUAUACAUAUUAAUCUUCUGUCGGGAGAGCUGUUGAUUGCGGGGAAGCCGCUCGGUCGUUUACCCCGCGAGAUGGUUAGUUCACAGACUUAUAGUCGCAUUUUUGGACAGAAAGUACUUGACGUUGUACCCUCGGAUAGACCUGGCAUGUCCUUCGCCACUCGGACUUUACUGGGCGACUACCAGAUUUACUUCGGCCACCGCCCAAAUAACCCCGACGAACUGAUCGUCCAAGCCAGACACGAUAAUAAAUUCCUGGAACUGAUCCCUCACGAGCAAUUCACCGAAGAUAUCCCUUCCUUCCUGCUCUCCGACUACGCCCACUGGCUAGACCCCUCGACCCGCACGGUAGACUUCCGUCCUCUCGCCUCAGUAUGGGAUCCCGCCUCGUGCGAGUGGAGGCUUAACUUCUCCGAUUCUCCAAAGAAUACCUCCACCCUCAUCAAGGUAUCAUCUUCAGAAUGGCUCAUCGACGUCCAUAGCCCCACCUUCGAGAUGAUCGCGACACGCCUCGCUCAUUUAGAGGCCGAAGAAUACAUCACUAUCACUUAUGGAUCGAUUACCCACCGUCUGUUGGUAGACCUUCCGCGUUUACGGCUCUCCUUCGCUUUGAACGAGGAACAUCAACUGGAGUCGCAGAACAUGCCAGGCUUGAUCGUGGACGAUAACCAGUCUUGUGGGACGCUGUUUGGACUUCGGAAUCGGCUUGUGCUUUGCUCGAAGGACCCGCUCGCUAGGCAGCUACCCUUGUCUCGUCGAGUCCUCGUGCCACACGGUGAGGUGAAAGCAGCACAGACUGAGAAGCACGUCGUCAUAGCUAUCAAUCCUGGUCAAGCCCGUCGGGUCACAUAUCACGAGUAUCUUAUCGACACCGACCUUGGUUGUCUGAAGAGCACUGUUAGUUUAACGAGCAGACUCUUCAAGGUUUAUCUCCAUGCCCUCACCAGCCACUGUCUUCCCGACCCUUUGUUGGGCCGUACCGGUACGGAGGAGGCUUUGGCGGAGCUCGAGUCAGCAUCUUGUCGAUCGUUCCAAAGGCUCGACGUCGCCGACGCUGAACUCCUGCGCAAGAUCGGCGCGCUUACUCCCAAUCGCACGAGUCCAUCCUCUGGCGCCAAUCCGAAUGACAAGGGCUCAAAGACUAUGCAGAAGAUCGACUGGCUUCAGAUCGCACCACUCUCUCAGCAUCACGGCUUCGUACGGGCCACAAAAUCCAUCAUCGAGCUCGCCAAGCGUUUGGAGAUUUUCCAGAACGAGAAGGUCGAGCUGAACCCGUAUGUCAUCAAGCGGGACGAAAAUCUACUCGAGCGAGCCUCCCGUCGAAACUCCAUUUAUUAUUCGUGGUCCACCCCGUUCACUGAGUUGGAGUCCGACGUAGAGCCAGAUGUCGAGUACGUCUCGAGGGAUGCGCUACUUGAUGGGGCGGACGACCGCGAGUACAGGAUCUAUAAGGUCUCAAAGUUCGCGCAAAGCCCUGAAGAGGACCUCGCUUAUACGUCGCAUUCUUUGCUGGGCAUGAUGAAAAACUGGAAGUUACCGAUUGAAGCAUCGUCCGAGGAGAACUGGUCCUUGUCAUACUCUCGCGACUGGCUCCAGCCUCCCUCUCUGGCAUCCAUCUGGCUUGCGAUCUACGAACUCUGUGUUUCGAAUGGCAAUACUGAUUCUAAGCGCACUCGCAUGCAGCUCACGUUCAGUCUUUCGGCGUUCAAGUUCGGUGCCCCUGAACACAAGGACCUCAUACCCGUCAUCCUCGCUUUUGCCCACAACCGUAAGCUCGCACAGCAGAAUAUCCUUCCGCCGCAAGACAUCGAUAGGUAUAAUCUCGCGGAUGGAUUUGAGCCGACGCAAGAUAGGAUUGAAGCGCUCAUACUCCGACACCGGCUUGAUGUCAAGGGGACGCCUGCUUGGUUCGGUCCCAAGGAGGCUGGCGAAUCUACGAGGUCACAGCGAGCACGGCAGCGUCGUGAAUGGUCGACUAAAACAACUGCGAAAGCAUUGAUGUGGGCGAAGGCGAUCGUUGAUCAAUGGCAGAACUUGACCCUACCGCCGCCCGGCGGUGACUUUGCCUCUUGGUUUUCUGUCGCCCCGUGCAAAGAGUCUGUGCAAGCGUAUCUCCGUAGCUGCCACAACAACAAAAAACUCGGUCUCCACGUCAAGAAGGUUGAGAGAACUCUCCAAGAGCGUAACCCAGGCGGCUACGAAACGUCGCGGGACACAGAUACCUACAGCUUCCAACCGCCGUCGAGGGAUUGGCAGCCCGCUCAAUCUUCCAUCGCGAUGGACGAGAUUUUCCAGACACGUCGCGCCUGGAGAACGAGGUCUGAGGAUAUCGUCAAGUUCUACGCCGCCACCGAGAUAGACCGUGACAAGGGAGAACCUGUCGAUACCGCGGACUUGCAAAACCUCCUCUCCGAUUUCCGCCAACCAUCUUCUUCUACGUUGCUUCGGAAAUACGGUGACGACCUGGACCUCAGUCGAGCCGAUCUGGAGGGAAAGAAGGAUUCGCCCCUGCCCAGCCGCCUUUCCUCCUCGGAGGACCUUGAAACAAUAAGGGCAGGCUGUCUAACACGCUUGGAUGACGCAUUCCAGAGGAUCAAGGACAGGCUUUCGCCCUCGAACGCUCGUGAAGAAGUUCUCGCUACCGCGGGUUUGUGGCCGACGAUCACGCACAAGUCGGUGCUAGGCCGGCUGGCUAUGCCACAUCGCACCAAGCUGUCCGAAGCCUGGAGAGCCGUAUUAGUUUUGUUUGCACAAGCACUCAUUGAGUACCAGCGGUGUAUGCGGUUGAUAGGUCUAGCAGCGAGCGGAAAGGUGGAAGAGUUCUACAAGGAGGCGGACAACCAUGAAUUUAACUACAGGGACGCCAUGGAGUAUCCAGAUUGGUUGCUCAUUCAGAUUGAGGCCAAUUUCUUCGCUCGCAAGAUCCAAACUGACUUCGCUCACGAGAUGAUCGAACCUUCAUCGAGGCGUAGCACUGUUCUUCAACUCAACAUGGGAGAGGGGAAGUCGUCGGUCAUCGUACCGAUGGUUGCCGCCGCUUUGGCAGACGGUGAUAAGCUCCUGAGGGUUGUCGUGCUGAAAUCGCUCUCUAGUCAAAUGUUCCAACUUUUGGUGGAGAGACUCAGCGGUCUGGUCAAUCGGCGUAUCUUUUUCAUGCCGUUCUCGAGGAAUGUUCAGGUCAAUCGGGAACAAGUCACUCUGUUUCGCAAGAUGUACGAACAAGGCAUCGCAGAACGCGCGGUUCUCCUCGCCAUGCCAGAGCACAUCUUAUCGUUCCGCUUGGCUGGUCUGGACAAUCUAAUAUCAGCCUACUCCGAAGAAGAACAAUCUACUGCACUUGCACUACAGAAAGUUCAAGACUGGCUUUCUGAUAAAACUCGCGAUGUGUUAGACGAAAGUGACGAGAUCCUCCACGUUCGCUUCCAGCUCGUCUACACUGUCGGUUCACAACGUCCGCUGGAAGAUCAUCCAGAUCGCUGGACCACGACCCAACAGAUUUUCACCCUCGCGAAGCAGAACGCUCCGGCUAUCCGACAACGCUUUCCCAAAGAAUUCGAUCUCGAAGAGGGUCCCCCGGGAACGUUCCCUGUCAUGCGUAUUCUAGGUGAUGAAGCGGCUCGAGCAUUUGUGGCAGCUGUAGCUAAAGAUGCUCUCAGCGGUGGACUCUCUACUUUGACAUUCGCUCUGCUCCCCAAUGACGUUCGUAACGCGGCUUACAAGUUCAUCACGGAGAAGGAGAUUGUACAAGGCGAAUUCCGGGUCCUUCGCGAGUUCUGUGGAGAUAGUUCAACUUGGAAGGGUCUUCUCCUUUUGCGAGGCCUCCUUGCUCUGGGAAUUAUCGUUCACACCCUUCGUGAUAAGCGUUAUCGGGUAGAUUUCGGGCUUGACCUUAGUCGCACGCUCCUUGCUGUUCCCUACCGAGCGAAGGAUAUUCCCAGUCUGCGUUCAGAGUUCGGCCACCCAGAUGUCGCCAUCUCGUUGACCUGCCUGAGUUAUUACUACUCAUCUCUCACCAGCACGCAACUCCGCCAGGCCUUCGAAUCUCUCUACAAGCUGGACAAUCCUGCACUAGAAUACGACCAAUGGAUCCGCGGAAGUGACGGAUGCAUUCCAAAGGCGCUUGGUCAACUCAGUGGUAUAAACGUCAAGGACCACGACCAAUUCAACAGUCUUGUAUAUCCUCUGUUCUCGAGGAAUCACGCGGUCGUGGACUUUUUCCUUCGUCAGAUCGUCUUCCCGAAAGAGGCUAAGGAAUUCCCUGCGAAGCUACAAACUUCAGGAUGGGACCUCGCCGCUACGAAGACUCACGUCACCACUGGCUUCAGUGGCACCAAUGACAACCGAUAUCUUCUUCCCACGUCCAUCGUCCAGGACGAUCCCCUUCGUCAGCUCAGCACGAAUGCUCUGGUGCUCAUGUACCUGCUUCGACCGGAGAACGACGCAUACGUCUGCACGCAGAAGGCCGCAGACAAUCACGCUUGCUCAGCCAAGCAGUUCUUGAAAUUGCUUGUUCAACAAACUCCCGAAGUCCGUGUCUUGCUCGAUGUCGGUGCACAAAUGCUCGAGCUGCAGAACCAGGCCCUUGUUGCCCAUUGGCUCGAAUUGAGACCAGAUGUCGCCGCGGCAAUUUUCUUCAGCGAGGCGGACGAGUUGGCUGUGCUGACGCAGGAUGGCGCCGUCGAAUCCUUCAUAUCAUCUCCCUACAAGCAACAGCUCGACAAGUGUAUAGUGUAUCUUGACGACGCUCACACUCGAGGUACUGACCUGAAGCUUCCCCCGGGUACGCGAGCUGCAGUCACGCUAGGUCCCAAGACGAGCAAGGAUCGCUUACUGCAAGGUUGCAUGCGAAUGCGGAAGUUGGGAAAGGGCCACUCCGUUAUGUUCUUCGCCCCGCUCGAAGUCGAUCGACGCAUUCGACACGUCGCCAACAAGGGCCCCAGAAACAAGCUCAAGGUCUUAGACAUUCUUCGUUGGUGCAUGCACGAAACUGUCGCGGAUGUGACGCAUCACCUGCCUCAUUGGGCUCAACAGGGUGUCGACUACAUGCACAGGAAAGAGGCAGAGGAGGAGUAUCGCGAUGUAUUGUCGCCCGAGGACGCAGAUAUCAAGGUCCUCGAAAGAGGCUGGAAGCAACAGGAGUCUCAGACGCUCGAGGAGAUGUACGGUCUGUCUUCGUCACUCUCGAAUACGCAGCAAAGCUCUCCUCAGCACAAAGCUUUCGAGGUACCCGAAUUACGAGAGCGCUUGGAAGAGUUGGGGGUGACCUUCUUGACGAACCCGAAGAUGGAAGAGGAACAAGAACGCGAAGUGGCUCACGAGGUCGAACGUGAACGUCAAAUCGAAAGGCCAGCACAGGCUGGGACGGCCAAGCCCAGACUGCACCGUGACCUUGAGACAUUCAUUGAGACUGGCAAGGUUCGCGAUGCUAACGGCGCAGGUGGCGUAGGGAUCACCAGCCUCUUCCUGCCUCUCCACAGAGGUAACCUUCGUGACGCGAGGGAAGUGUGGUCGCCAUCCUUGCUUUCGACCUGGGACUUCAUCAAGACGAUAGAGGUUCCCGGAAGCAAGCCUUACCUCGACGAGUACCUUCGUCCUGUCCAAUGGAUAUUGUCCAGCGUUGUUCAGGGCCCCAUGAUCCUCGUCGUUGUCAGCCCCUUCGAAGUCAACGCAUUGCUACCGAAAAUCCGGAACAGUCAAUUCGUCAACCUACACGUCUACACGCCUCGCGUAACGCAGUCUAUGCAGUCCUUCUCCGAUCUUCGCUUCUUCACUGUCCCUCCGUUACCUGCAGACUGGACUGGACCACCGAUUCCUAAGGUCCAACUUCAGCUCGACCUCUUCGCGGGACAGUUGUACCUCCCGAACUACCCGGCAUACCUCGAACUCUGCACGUACCUCGGUAUUUACACUGGGCCGAGCGAUGGUGAAGACGUGGACAUGGAUCUGAACAUUCAGAGCGACGGGUUCAUCCGGCCGGAGGAUCGUCCUGCGGGACAGCAGAUGGCCAUGAUUUGCCCAUUUAACGAGAGCCCGUUGAGUAUACUAAAGCAGUUGGUGGGCCUGAGGAGGAAGGGGAUGUCGUAUCAAGCUACGCAUAUGGGGAAGAUUUUACAUGCUCGUCCAUUAACGAAAGGGGAGUUUGAGGAGGAGGAAUAAUUGUUUCUUACUGACCAUUUAUGUUGCUCAUCUGUCUCUUAUCUUCUCGAUUACCUUCUUGACCAUGCUAAUACUAUUAGACACAAUAUCUUACACCAUCCAGUGCUUUUAUCGUGUAUGUACCUGCUUCGAGGCUUCU
Stereum hirsutum FP-91666 SS1 is the source of this 9610-nucleotide messenger RNA. RefSeq lists its product as uncharacterized. The transcript has 16 exons. Lineage: Eukaryota; Fungi; Basidiomycota; Agaricomycetes; Russulales; Stereaceae. Bases 1 to 9471 code for a protein of 3156 amino acids. The record is from RefSeq and is a predicted model, not a curated record.